CCGGGUCGCAGUUCCGAAUGAGCCACCGUACCGAACGGAUCGUUUAGUGCGGACUGGGCCAACAGGAUAUAUACCGUGACAGUGACAAGGCGGGAAGUGUGCGGAAAGUGCAUUCGGCGUAGCAGCGCUCAGCCCACAGCGACACCGAGGACACACGCCGGAACCGGAGACCAAAACAAAAACGAAAAGGAAAUUCAACACGGCGAAGGUGAACUGCUAUCACCGUCCAACCGACCAACCAUGAAGAUGCAGUGGACGUCCGUGUGGGGCUUCGUGCGCCGCAACCUGCUCACCACCCUGACCAUUCUCGGCGUGAUCGUGGGAAUUGCGCUCGGCAUGGGAUUGCGAGCCGUGCCGGAUGAGGGCGAUAGCUGGGCCCAGCGUGACGUUGCCUACAUCAACUACGUCGGCGAUCUGUUCCUGAGGACGCUGAAGGCUCUGAUCCUUCCGCUGAUCGUAUCGUCACUGAUCGCUGCCGUCGGUUCGCUUGAUCUUUCACUGUCGAAAAAGAUUGGUGGUCGAGCGGUUCUCUACUACCUGGCGACCACUGUCCUUGCCGUAAUUCUAGGCAUUGUGCUCGUUGUGACCAUAAAGCCCGGCUCGGAUCGUGAAAGUGGUGAGGUGGAGGCGGACGGUAUCCAGUCGCGCAAUGUCACCACCGUCGACACACUGCUCGACCUGGUGCGGAACAUGUUCCCGCCCAAUCUCGUACAGGCCUGCACCCAACAGUACCAAACCGUCCUGAAACCGCCUGCAUCGAAUCCAACCGAACCUGACAUUUACCGGUGGACGAUUACGGGCGUCUACGCGGACGGUAUGAACAUUCUCGGGCUGGUCGUAGCGUCGAUCGUGUUCGGGGUGGCACUCGGCGCGACCAAGCGCGAGAAUGCGCUGGUGCUCCAGUUUUUCCAGCAGCUGUCCCACAUCGUGAUGAAGGUCACCGGUUGGGUGAUUUGGCUGUCACCGGUCGGUGUGACCUUCUUGAUUGCGGCAAAAAUUUUGGAAAUUGAAGACCUUGGCGAGGUGUUCGGUAAGCUGGGGCUGUACUUUGCGGUCGUGGCGGGCGGCAUUCUGUUCCACGGGUUCGUCGUGCUGUCGUUGCUGUUCUUUUUGUUCACGCGUAAAAAUCCGCUCCGGUUUAUUGCGAACAUGGGGCAGGCGCUGGCCACUGCCUUCGGUACUUCGUCCAGUUCGGCCACACUGCCCGUUACGAUGCAGUGUUUGGAGGAGAAGAAUCACGUCGAUCCACGCGUUUCGCGGUUUGUGUUACCGAUCGGUGCGACGAUCAACAUGGAUGGUACGGCGUUGUAUGAAGCGGUGGCCGCCAUCUUCAUUGCUCAGCUACGUGGACUUUCGCUCUCCUUCGGUAAUGUGCUGGCUAUUAGUAUAACGGCCACGGCCGCUAGUAUUGGAGCUGCAGGAAUUCCUCAGGCAGGUCUGGUGACUCUCGUGAUGGUGCUUGACACCGUUGGACUACCGGCCGAAGACGUUUCCCUCAUCAUUGCUGUCGACUGGCUACUCGAUCGCUUCCGGACACUCGUCAACGUGCUCGGAGACAGCUUCGGGGCGGCCAUCGUGUACCACUACAGCAAGGCAGAACUGCAAGACACGAAAAACGCUGAAGCAGGACUGACAGGCACGACGCAACUCCCGCCGGACACGGAUCCUGAGAUGGUGUUCCACACUGACACGAUACUUGCCACCGGAGACGAGCGCAUUAUCGACAAGAACAGUCGGCUGUAGGAAGGUUGGAAGAGGGCCUCUCCAUUUCGGAGAGGGCAAGAUUCCCAUUCCAUGGUGCUAUUGGUACGUUACAUUUACGCUGCUACUUCAAGAAUUGCGGAUGUACCGCAAUUUUAUGGCGAACGGGUCGGAGGCGCUAGCGUUGUCGGAAAUUGAACGCCGUCCCUGUUAUCUGAUCAUCGUAUCCGUACGAAUUUAUUACCGACUUGACUGAGGUGAUACACACACACAAUUGUUUAUUUGGCGUGUUGUUUUGUUUAAACUCAAACUUUUAUACAAACUGCUGAUAGCUGAUAAGAUAGAUGAAUAAGGCAAUUAGAGGCGCGUUUAUCGUUUUGUAAACCCAUAUAGUGCGACCCGAUAUCGUUACCAUAGCACAAAAAACCACACGCGGAGCAAACGGUUGUAAAAGCAUUCGGCUUUCCAAAACAGCUAAAUUUCUAUUAGUGGUAAUCAAUGGUCUGGCAGGGAUUAGUGGCACAGUGCCCAGUGUACACUUCCUGCCCUAACCAGCUCCGAUAAGAUAGAUAACUCCAUCCCCAUGAUUGUGAACGAUCCGGGAGCGUCGGUGCUUCUUGCUAUCGGCCAUCGUUUGUGGUCCUUAUUUUUGUAAGUGCUACAUCCAUAAAAAUGAUACCUUAAAUACACUUCAACAUUAAGUGACUAUCCA
Anopheles stephensi (Asian malaria mosquito) is the source of this 2413-nucleotide messenger RNA. Its product is annotated as excitatory amino acid transporter 3-like. Gene Ontology annotation, biological process: L-glutamate transmembrane transport. The transcript is spliced from 5 exons. NCBI's taxonomy places the organism in Eukaryota, Metazoa, Arthropoda, Insecta, Diptera, Culicidae. Gene Ontology annotation, molecular function: neutral L-amino acid transmembrane transporter activity; glutamate:sodium symporter activity; L-glutamate transmembrane transporter activity. Bases 241 to 1743 code for a protein of 500 amino acids. Gene Ontology annotation, cellular component: plasma membrane. The record is from RefSeq and is a predicted model, not a curated record.